Messenger RNA from Lineus longissimus, 5569 nucleotides. RefSeq names its product zinc finger protein 62 homolog. Gene Ontology annotation, cellular component: nucleus. Gene Ontology annotation, molecular function: RNA polymerase II transcription regulatory region sequence-specific DNA binding; DNA-binding transcription factor activity, RNA polymerase II-specific; protein binding. The coding region runs from base 115 to 3945 and encodes 1276 amino acids. The record is from RefSeq and is a predicted model, not a curated record. NCBI's taxonomy places the organism in Eukaryota, Metazoa, Nemertea, Pilidiophora, Heteronemertea, Lineidae. Gene Ontology annotation, biological process: regulation of transcription by RNA polymerase II. The transcript has 7 exons.
GCCGAUUCUUUUUCCAAGGGUUUGUCAAGUCGCCGUUCAAUUUUACCGAAAUAAUCCUUCACGAUGUUGCCUCAUUGAUCAUACUUGGGUACUGGUUGCCAAGUCACCAUAAAGAUGGCGUACAUCCAAGAGACGCUGGUUCACCAGAGCCACCCGAAGACGGUCAUGACCCAGAUGCAGCAACUACAAACCCAGCAAGUCCUGUGCGAUCUGACACUGCUGACAAAAGAUGGCGGCAACUUCCCUGUCCACAAACUCGUCAUGAUCAGUGGGUCAGAGUAUUUCAAGACGUUGUUGGAUAAAGGGAUGCUCAAUGCAGAAGGAUUGAUUAUGCAUGACAUCACUUGCAACUCCUUGCAGCAGCUUAUUCACUACUUAUACACAGGCGUGGCAUACGUCAAUAAGUUCACCAUCAUGCAGCUCUACACUGCAGCCAGCCAGCUCAGCAUCAUCUCGUUGAAGAAACUCUGCCGCGACUAUGUGCGACGGAACGCCAGGUCAAUGGGACUUGCUGAUGAUCUUUUGGAGGAGAUGAAGACAGUAUGGGCACGGGAGGAUGCUAUGGCACGCCAGAGUAAAGACACGCAACCAACCAUGAUAACGUCUCCCAUCGGGAGUAAUACUGGUUUUCCGGCACCAGUUGCCCCGUCGCUGCCUACAAUUUCAGCUGCACCAAUCGGGAGUGAGAACGCGGCGAAUGGGGGCAAGGUUGUUUACUAUCCAGAUGAGAUGUCGCUCGAUGGCGAACAUUUAGAGGGUGAACCGGUCAUUCCUGAGGAAGUGGCUCCACCUAUUGUGGAGACAAGGAAUGAAGAUACUUUGAGUGGGAAGAUGAAAACUGAUGAAAGUGUUGUAGUGGCAGAGAAACCUGCCGAGAUUCAGGCCAAUGUUAAGGAUGAAGCAGAACUCAAGGCUGAGGAUGAUUUGGGUAAUCUGAGUUACGGCGAGUUUGAGAGUACGGAAGGGGAUAAUGACGAUGAUUACAACCCAGGGGGCGCUGACGAGGGAGAUGUGGUUAUGGGGAAGCGUAGGAAAGGUAAUGUUGCUGCAAAGCUUCCAGUUAAACGAAAACGUAGUCAAAAGAAAUCUGUUUCUAUCUCGACGACAAAGCCGAUGAGGUCGAGACGUAGUUCGAAAAAAACUGUGAAGGUGUCGAGAAAAACAAAGAAACCAGCGAAAUCCAUGACAAAGUCAGAUGAAAAGCCUCGUCCAAUCAAAUUAAAGAUACGUAAAUCGGAUGUGGAAGAUUAUGAUAAGUUUAUAUGCAGCGUCUGUGGCGAUGGGUUCCGUUAUGACACGUUUUUGAAACUGCAUAAAUUAAAGGAGCACGCGACAACCAUCCCAACAGUUGGGAUGCAUUUUUUCAUGAGGAAAUAUCGUCGUAUCAUGUACAAUCCCCGGCCAGUAGAUGGAGCCUACCAUUGUUGUCGACCACGUUGUUUAGAGCGUGAAGAAACGUUUACAAACCUGACACGUUUGAGAUGUCAUGAGAUUAAGAGACAUCCGGAAUUUCCGUUUCUAAUCUCUCUGGAACCUAAGGUCAAGGUCAGAGAGAGACGAAGACGGAAAUAUAGUUGUAAUUUAUGCCAGCCGCAGCGCUACUUCCUGCAUUUGAAUCUCUUGAAGAAACACAAUGGCGUGAUGCACGGUGAUAUCGUGCAAGACGAGAAAGUGGGAGAGCGUAAGAGAAGAAGUGCACAAAAGAAGAACGCUGUCCUGAAACUGAAGCCCAAGAAGAGAUUAGUCAUGACAUUACCUUUACCGGCUCCCGGGAACAUCAUGUGUCAAUUGUGCAAACUGCCGAUCAAAAACCAAGUCGAACUUGCCAAACACUUGCAGCUCGAUCAUGACAUUUACACUUUAGUCUAUAACAAGAGUAAAAUCAAACUGCAGUGUCCGGAUUGUCGUAAAGCUUGCGCUGGAAACCGCAAUACGUAUAAACUUCUCCGUAAACAUAUCCGGUCGGCGCACGGAACAGACAUUGCACGGCAGUGUUUCUACUGCGGUCGGGUCAUGAACAGCCGCACCAGCCUCAAUCAUCACUUGAAAAGUUCCCACCGUAUAAAUCCAUCGAUUAUGAAACUUGACCCGAUCAUGAAGAAAUAUAUCGUCGGGGGAGAGAAAUCUGGCGGUGAUGAUGUGACGGGUACUCUACGCUGUCAUUAUUGUCGAACAGCUCUUCCAACAGACUCUGAAUUAGCGGAUCACCUGCGUACCAUGCAUGCCCAGUUUGCUUCCUUUACGCGUAUCACUGCUAAAGACAAUUCAGAUAAUUAUGACUGCCAACGUUGCCACCGUGUGUUCAAAACUGUCGAUGAGAUUCAGCUGCAUUUUGUCGAUGAUCAUGGGCCUGGACGUCGCAUGAAGAAUAAACACACCAGCGAGAUUCUUGGCAUAUUCCGGUGCCGGGAGGAAGGGUGUUUCUCCGAGUCGAGGGUUGAAGCAGAGUUGGAGUCUCACAUGAAGGAAAAACAUCCCUCAGUGAAAUACGACUGCCAUCAGUGUCACUUCACGACUUCCCUCUGCUACAAGCUGGAUGAGCAUCUUCCUAAACACACCUCAAAGUUCAUCUGCGACCUUUGUGGAAAAGAAUGCCGGAAAAACUUUGCCCUGAAAACACACAAGUUCAGAAAACAUAACAUACAGGAUGCAAGUUUGAAGGUGCACCAGUGCGAGUUUGACGGAUGUCGGUUCACAUGCUUCCAGAAAAGUUCGCUGAAAGGUCACAUGAUCAAACAUCAGAAAGACAAGCCAUUCACAUGUCCGACCUGUGGCCGAAGCUUGAAGACGGCACAGAGUCUCGAGAUGCAUAACAACAAGGUCCACAAAGGAAUACGCCCUUAUAUGUGUGAAAUCUGUGGACGUGGAUUCUCCAAGCAAUGUGAGAUUCGCGCCCAUGUCAGACAGCACUCAUCUGACCGCCUCAAGUGUGAACACUGCAAGUUCUCAACAAUGAACAAGUAUAGUCUGAUCAGCCACCUUCUGUCACGCCACAACAUCCAAGUACGAGAAAACGAAAAGCUUUUCCACUGCCCAAUGUGCGAUUAUAAAACAAUGCGUGAAAAACACCUGACCAAUCACAUCAACUCUCACUUGAACGUCCGAGAAUUCAUCUGUUCAAAAUGCGGGAAGAGCUUCGUUUCGGCAAAUUCACUGCGUGGUCAUAAUAACUGGGUGCAUAGCGAGAAGCGGUAUCGGUGUGACUUCUGUAGCUACCGCGGUGGGUCGUUGUCGAAUUUGAAACAGCAUGUACGAAUCAUGCACACUCAAAGAGGGUUAAAGCCAUACAAAUGUGCAUACUGUGAUUUCCGUUGCGAGUUGAGCGGGAAUUGUCGCGUGCAUUGCCGCUCAGCGCACAAAGGUUUAGAAAUCAAAUGGGUCAAAGUGGUGGAUUUCAAUCUUGAUUUGCCAAAGAAAGGUUUGUUGGGUGAUGAUUAUGAGGAGGAGGACCUUCCUACGAUGGUCCCUACGACUAGUCAAGCUGUGACAACGUUACCCUUGGAGACGCAGAUAUCAGCAACGCCACCGCCAUUGCAGACGACUGUCCAGAUUCCUGUCGUGGAGCUGCAUAAUAAAAAAGAAUCGGCACUGGCACACGAGUUACAACAAGAAAUACACGAGGUCCACGACAUUCGUGACUUGAGAGAAAUGGCGGCCGCCCAAGAGGCGAGGGAAAUUGAGAUUGGACGCCAGUCGGCUCCACCUAGUAGUAGUCAUACACCGCAGCCGGUUAUGUAUCAACAGGAUGGUACAGGGCCGGUGAUGUAUCCAGAUCCUCACACUGCCCUCUAUCUGUCAGAACCGAUACCAACAACGAGAACAACAUAUUAUUCCACCGAUGGGAAUUUGUAUGACGUACAACGAGCACAAAUGUAUAUGCCUCACGAUGCACAUACUGGACACCUGUAUCAACAUCAUGAAGGUGGGGGGAUGUACACUAACUAGAAUCAUGGAGGGGACGUGUAAUUCCUAUAAUUGCUUUCAGAACAGUACUCAAUUGAAGAGGAGAGCAUCAAAAUGUUGGCAGCCAUUUUGACGAAAGCAGUAAGUGCAACCAUGGAGACCACGACCAGAUCUAGUUUUAACCCCUUCAGUACUGAUAAUGUUGCUAUGUUAAUGUAUGUUUCCAUGCUUGCUCAUGUGUUGCUAUGGUCUAAAUGGCAGCCACACCCUAUCCUCCCCUAUUGAGAGUCUUUGGAACCAAAAUGCUGUCCACCUGAUUGAGUAGCUGAUGGUUCAAUACGUGUGAAUUUGUGUAAAGUGUCUUUUCCAAGGACAUAGGCAAAAGUUGUACUUAGAUAUCUGAAACCAGAUGAAGAAGAUAUUUUGUAAGUGUUAGAUUUUCUUUCUGUGUGCCAUAAUUAAUUGACUUGAAUAGUAUGAUUCAGAAGAUAAAUAUACACAAGUAUUGUGUUAGUUAGUGUGACGUCCCACAAAAAUUAUUUAGGCGUAUAUUCGUUAGGUUGUUAGAUAUUUAGUAUUUGAUAUGAAGUCUAUUUCACCUUGGAUGAUAGAAGGUUACGUGUACAUUUGUACAACAGGUGCUAUAUCUUAUGUAAGAUGACCAGCUGCCAUCCCAGGUGACUCUGACUGAAAACGCAGAUUGAGCUUCAACCAUUGCCAUGACAACCAAGUUGAUAUGUUUCUAUGGAUACAAAGGUGGUGAAGAGUCAUGUUAUGGCUUAUUAAGAAGAAAACUUAUAUGAUGAUUAAGAUGAUUCUACUUAAAGAUGGUGAGAAAGAGAGUGUUUAUAAUUGGAGGUGUAGUUUGUUGAGAAGGUCAACGUGCGGGUGUAAGAUGCAGUAAGAAGGAGGAAUGCAAGGGCUGUCUAUCACUAGUUGUAGAGUUUCUCUACAGAAACUCCUUUGCACUAUAGUCUUGGUAGAUAACAUAAAUAACAAAAACUUUUAAGUUAUGAUGCAGGAGUUUUUGCUGUUAGACACUGAUUUAAUGUAUUUCAACUGUCAAUUUUUCUGAAAUUGAAAAUGUACACUAUACAUUGCUUAUAUUUAGAAGAUUAAUUGGAAGAACCCUUCAACUAAACAUCUUGUGGCAUUGAUUCCUACAGGCCAAUAGAUGACUUGUGUCAAUUCUAGUGUGUUUCAAACUAGUUUUAACCCCAGGGGUUUUGAAAAAUGAGUAAAUCACUAAUCAGGUACCUUUAUUGAAAUUGUACUUAAGCGAAUCAAGUGUUGGGUCUUAUUAUUUCGAGAUAUUUUCUGUUGAAUUUCUGUUCGCAUUUUUACCUGGAGAUUACGGAGAAGUCUAUCAGGUGCCAUUACAACUUUCGCCUACAGGGUGUGUCAAGAAAACAGCGACAUGAAGGGAAUACCUCAAUCCAUGUCCAAACAGCAGGGGCACCUGUUGCGAACAUGCUUGUUCAUAUUCUGUCUACAUCAUGUUUAGAGACCCGCUGUGAUGACCUGUUAUUCACAAUUAGCUAGUUAUAAUGGCUCCUGGCAUUGGCAUUUCUCCAAACAUGUUGAACUAUUGACAGUACAAGCUGGCCAUGUAUUAGUUGAGGUUAGAGUCUAGACAAUAUAGAAUAUAUAUUAUACAAUAAAUUGA